AUGGUAUUCGCUGCUCAUUAUAGGUGCGGAUGCUUCAUCUUCAUCCACCACCAACGCCAAUACAUCCCCCUUGUCAAAACCGAGGCACGGAGUCUCAUCCUCGCCAACGCCUCACGCACAUCCCUCACACAGACAUUUGUCAACCCCCUUAAGGACCGAAAUUUGGAAGAGCUUCGAUACGAGUUCCCCCUUUACGACGGUGUUUCUGUCGUCUCUUUCACCUGCACAGUCAACGACCGUGUCAUUCAUGGCCGUGUUAAGGAGCGCCAAAAGGCCCGCGAGACCUAUGAUGAGGCGGUCCGCCAGGGCCAGACCGCCGGUCUACUUGACCAGUCCCUCGAUGCGUCUGAUGUCUUCACCAUGAGGAUAGGCAACGUCCCGGCCGGCGCCCAGGUAAAAGUUGAGAUUGUGUACUUGGGCGAGCUUAAACAUGACGCAGAGAUUGACGGCUUGCGUUUCACCCUGCCCACGUUUAUCGCGCCUCGAUAUGCGGCGUCAGAACUCGUUGGUACCCAUGGGGAUUCCAACGCACAGGCUACCGGAGGGCUCUCGGUCACUGUUGAUGCUCAGCUUCCAGUCGGUUCCUCGAUUAAGACGGUCCAGUCUCCCUCACACCCCAUAUCCGUCCAGAUUGGUUCUUGCUCGACGGACUCCAAUACGGAUGAACCGUCACUCCAGAAGGCAUCAGCAACUCUAUCGCUAGGGUCUACAGAGAUGGACAAGGACUUUAUCCUUCAGCUUUCCGCAACCAAGCUCGGCGACCCGAGCGCGGUGCUGGAGACACAUCCCACUAUCCCCAACCAGCGUGCUCUCAUGGCCACUCUGGUUCCCAAGUUCAACCUCCCCGCGGACAAGCCCGAGAUUGUCUUCGUCUGUGAUCGGAGUGGGAGCAUGGGCGGCGGGCAGCAGAUCCCCAAUCUCAUCAACGCACUCAACACCUUCCUCAGGUCCCUCCCCGUCGGUGUCAAGUUCAACAUCUGCAGCUUCGGCAGCAGCUACGAGUUCCUGUGGCCCAGGUCCCAGUCGUACAGCCAGGACAGUCUCAAUAAGGCCGUCAACUACGUCAAGACGUUCUCCGCCAACUUCGGGGGCACCAACAUGUACCAGCCCGUGGAGGAGACCUUCAAGCGCCGCUACGAGGACAUGAACCUGGAGGUGUUCCUCCUCACUGACGGUGAGAUCUGGGAUCAAGAGAAGCUCUUUGAGCUGAUCAACGCCCAGGUGGCGAGCACCAAGGGCGCAACCCGCAUAUUCUCCCUUGGAAUUGGCCAUGGCGUGAGUCACGCUCUCAUCGAGGGUGUCGCCCGAGCCGGUAAUGGCUUCGCUCAGACUGUAGCCGACAACGAGAAGAUGGACAAGAAGGUCGUGCGGAUGCUCAAGGGUGCAUUGACCCCCCAUAUCACGGACUACAGUCUUGAGAUCAAGUACUCGCAAAAGCCGGAGAACAAAACAGAUGACGAUGAGGACUUUGAGCUGGUUGAGAAGGUUGAAAGCCUGACGUUCUCUGACGCCACUGCAACCGAGUCCGAGAAACCACCCGCUUACCAGGCCCCGAAGCCCACUCUCUCACUGUUCGAUAAUAGCAUCAAGGACAAUGAGGACCCUGAGCCUCCCAAUGCCUCUGGUGCCGAUGGCAAGUUCGAUCACCUCCCGGAUAUCAAGAACCCGACCUACCUCCAAUCACCCUACCAGAUCCCCCCCUUGUUCCCAUUCCACCGCUCCAACGUCUACGUCCUUUUAUCGGAAUCCUCACCAAGCAAGGUGGCCAAGUCCGUCGUGCUCAGGGGCACCUCGCGCCACGGUCCCCUCGAGCUGGAGAUCCCAAUCACCGUACUCCCCGAGAACGGCGAGAUGAUCCAUCAGCUAGCCGCCCGAAACGCCGUCAAGGAGCUGGAGGAGGGCCGCGGCUGGAUCUUCCACGCCAAGGACUCCAGGACCGGCCAGCUCCUCAAGACGCAGCACGACGGCCGCUUCUCCGACCUGGUCGAGCGCGAGGCCGUCCGCCUGGGCGUCACCUACCAGGUUGGCGGCAAGUGGUGCUCCUUCGUCGCGGUUGACAGCGAAGGAGGUGACGACCAGGCCCAGCCUCAGGCCCAACCCGUUAUGGAGAAGGAAUCGGUCAGCCAUAUGGCGUUUGCCCCUACUUUUGGGGCUGCAGCGCCAGGAGGUGGUGGAUUUGGUGGCAGACAGUUCAGAAGAGUAAGAGCCGCAUAUACACCAAGUUCUGCUAAAGGAGGUGCGCUUGCAUCCCAGCCGACAGGAGGUCUGUUCGGUGCUCCCGGCGCCGCUCCUCCUCCUCCUCCACCACCACCCGCCCCAUCCAGUGUUUUGCGAAAAAUGAACCCGUUCACCUCCAUGUUCAAAGCCGCACCGCAGGCGCAGGCCGCGCCGGAAGCUUCGGCUUUCUUCAGUGCUUCUUCAUCCGCGUUCGGUGCCCCUUCUGGGUCCGAAUUGCUCGGUUCGAUGUCCCCAGCCUCCUUCGGCGGUGCUCCUCCUCCUCCGCCUCCUCCGCGUGCUCCUGCCCCAUUGAUGAGUGCCACGUACCUCCCAUCCGGUGACAGCCUUGGGAGGAGUGCUGGGAACCCUGGAGGAUCUAGUGGGACUCACGACCACCUCCUCCAGAAACUAUCGGGGUCUCUCGUCUCGAGGAAGAAGAAGAAGAAGUCUGCAGCUCCCAGCGCGAAGGAUUCAUUGGAUGAGGAAGAAGAGGCGGACGACGGCCGCGGUGGCGGGCAGCAGCAGCGACAGCUGACGGGGGAUAACCUGCAGGACAUCAUCUCCCUGCAGGAGUUCUCCGGGAACUGGGGUUGGACCGACUCGCUGGAGCAGAUCACCGGCGUGAAGCGCGACGCGGCGAAAACUGCCGCGGAGAAGUCGGGGCUGAGCCUCGACGGCCGCAGCCCGGACGUCCUGUCGACGGUUUGCGCCGUCGUGUUCCUCCGCGUCAAGCUGGCGGGCGAGAAGGAGGCGUGGGAGAUGAUUGCCUCCAAGGCCGUGUCGUGGCUCGAGGAGCAGCUGGGGAGCGAGGAGGAGAUUCAGAAGUGGGAGAUGGCGCUGGAGGGGUUGUUUGCUGGAUCCAAUUGA
Molecule: messenger RNA, 3084 nt
Organism: Clonostachys rhizophaga
Lineage: Eukaryota; Fungi; Ascomycota; Sordariomycetes; Hypocreales; Bionectriaceae
Source: the annotation of a GenBank genome assembly